Papilio polytes (common Mormon) is the source of this 1992-nucleotide messenger RNA. It is a transcript of the gene Sas-6, whose product is annotated as spindle assembly abnormal protein 6 homolog. The transcript has 12 exons. Gene Ontology annotation, biological process: centriole replication. The record is from RefSeq and is a predicted model, not a curated record. Gene Ontology annotation, cellular component: centrosome; centriole. The coding region runs from base 124 to 1923 and encodes 599 amino acids. NCBI's taxonomy places the organism in Eukaryota, Metazoa, Arthropoda, Insecta, Lepidoptera, Papilionidae.
CUGUCAAUUUGAAUUUUGAAAUAGGUGUCAAAAUAAAUAAAAAUACGAAAACCCUGUUUUUCUGUUAUUCCUUAAUAUUUUAAUAUUUUCCAGCGGUUAACAGAAUAGUGUUAAAACAAGGAGAUGGUUUGUAAGAACUUCUAUAAAGGCAAAUACUAUAUAACAUAUAAACGUGGAUUUGAAGAUUGUAAAAAAGAUGUUAUUAUUACUAUUGACAAGUUGUUUGAGAACGAUAGUUUGAUUUUGACCUUAUCAGAUGACGAAGAUCCAUGUUUCUUAUUUAAAAUUUGUAUAACUAGAUGCGAUUAUGAAGAUUUGAAAAAACAGCAAGGACUUCUGAUAGACUUCGAUAAUUUUCCGUCUCAAAUAGUCAGGUUAUUGCAACAAUGUGCUUCCAAUAACAUGUUUUUAAUUAUUCACCAAUUAAAUCCUAUCAAAUACAACUUUGAAAUUGUUGAGCAUAAUGAAUUCAAAAGAUUGGUUCAUUUAUCAUUAAGUACUGGGCCGGCAACUGAUUCUGACAUAAAACAACAUAUGUCUGAAACUAUCUCCAAUUUAAAGAAAAAUUUAGCGGCAGUUAAAAGUUCAUCAACUGGUACUGAGGCAAUGUUAAAUGACAAAAUACUUAAAAUGGAAGGAAAGAUUCAAGACUUAACACUCACAGUGUCAAAGAUGGAAGAAGAUAAAUUACGACGAGAGACAGAGUUUUAUGAAUCUCUGAAAAUAGAGAAAGAUAGAUUAGCUCAGGAAAAGGUUCAAUGGCAAAAAACAUCUGAUCUCAAUACAAAAACCCUAUUGGCAAAUUCUCAAGAAAAUUUAAGCAAGAAAGAUAAGCAAAUUGAUGAUUUAAAUGUACUAUGUAAACAACUUCGCGAUAAUAUAAAUCAACUAGAGAACCAGUUGGGUGAUAGAAAUCAGCGAAUUAAUUUCAUAGAAAAUGAAGUGCAAAAAACUCACAUUGAAGUUGCAACUUUACGAGCGAAAAAUGUUACAUUGGAGCGAGAAAUUAUUGAAAAAGAUAAACAAAUAAAUCAAUUGCAAUCACGGUGUACCUAUUUAGAAAAGGUCAACAAAGAGAAUAGUGACAACAUAAAGGAGUUGCAUGAAGCUGUUGGAAUAGCAAAAAGGGAAAAGGAAAACUUAGAAAAGAGAUUAUCAUUAAGUGAAUCUCUGGCAAAUAAAAAUAAUGAUGCUGCCCAUUCAACAGCAGAGCAACUUUUAAAAGCAAAUCAAAUUAUAUCAAAACAAACUAAUGAGCUAAUUGAAGUAAAAGAAAAGCUCUUAUGCAGGACAGCAAUAGCUUUAGAACAAGAGAAAGUUAUCGAGAGUUACACAAAAGAAAUACAAGACUUAAACUCAGAAAUUGAAUGUACAAAAGAUGGGAUGACCGCUAUGAAAAAUGAAUUAGAAAAUCUUAAAGAGAAAUGUGAAAGUACUGCACAAGCAUUAAAAGAUAGAGACGAAACUAUUAAAAAUAACAAUAUGGUUAUACAAUGGCUGCAUAAGAAGAUAGAAGAUCAACAACCAAAUUCUGACAGGCAAAACUUUGGAGUACAAUCAAGUAGUUCAACUCCAUACUUUGUACAAAGAAAUAAUCAAGAAAAUAAUACUUUACAAGAAUCAGAUGAUACAAUCAAUUUUUAUGCAACUUCAAGAACAUCGAGUCUGAACGACAGUCCUCAAGUCGAAAGUCCACAAAUAAGAUCUAGAAAAUCGGGCUUAGAUCCCAAAUACUUGCAACCUGUUACAAAGGAUGAACAGACACAAAAACCGAAAAGUACAUUAAGAUCUGACACAGCUUCAUCAAGAAGUCAGAAAGGGAAGGAGAAUAAAAAUGUAGAUCUGCCAAAAGUGGUUUAUAAAGAAAAGAAAUCUUCAAGGGCGACUUACAGGGCAACACCAGUUUCCGCAUAUUUCCCAUAAAAUUUCUUUUUUAAAUGUGAAGAUUUACGUUUUUUUAGUAUUAGUGUAAAUAAAUAGUGAGUAAUUAAA